This is a messenger RNA of Pneumocystis murina B123, 1692 nucleotides long. RefSeq lists its product as hypothetical. Lineage: Eukaryota; Fungi; Ascomycota; Pneumocystomycetes; Pneumocystales; Pneumocystaceae. The transcript has 11 exons. Gene Ontology annotation, cellular component: nucleus; Ku70:Ku80 complex. Gene Ontology annotation, molecular function: telomeric repeat DNA binding; double-stranded DNA binding; damaged DNA binding. The coding region runs from base 1 to 1692 and encodes 563 amino acids. The record is from RefSeq and is a predicted model, not a curated record. Gene Ontology annotation, biological process: cellular response to gamma radiation; DNA recombination; cellular response to X-ray.
AUGUCAGAAAAAGAGGUAACAGUAUUUGUUAUUGAUUUAGAUAAAAGAAUGAAAAAUUGCGAAAAUAAUAGGACACAAAGCAAUCUUGAAUGGGUACUUAGUUAUUUUUGGAAUAAAAUAUCAUCAAAAGUACUUUCAGGACGAAAAACAGAUUGUGUAGGCGUAGUUGGAUUUAAAACAGAUGAAACAAAUAAUGAUAUGGAAGAUGAUAAGUUUUAUGAAAAUAUCUCAGUUUUAUGUCCUAUUCAACAAAUUACGAUAAAAGAGAUAAAAGAAUUGAAGAAACAAUUAAUUCCGAGUAAUACGGAUGUUGGUGAUGCUAUUUCAGCAGUGAUUAUUGGAAUUGAUUUAAUAUCAAAAUACUGCAGAAAUCUUAAAUAUAUUAAAAAUCUUAUAUUGAUUACAAAUGGAGAAUCAGAUAUGAAUUUUUCAGAUUUGGAAAAAAUUGCAUAUCAAAUUAGAUAUAUGUCUAUAAACUUUUCAAUUUUUGGCAUUGAUUUUGACACUAAUGGAUACAAAGAAGUUGCUAAAAAUACCAUAAAAUUAAAUAAUGAAAAAAAUCUUUUAAAGUUCUCAAAUAUCUCUAACGGAACUUUUUCUUCAAUGGUUGAGGCUAUAGAUUCUCUUAAUAUACCUAGCGUUAAAAAAAUUCGUCCAAUAUCUUUGUUUGGUGGAAUUUUAAGCAUAGGCUACUCUCAGAAUUAUUCUAAUGUUAUUGAAAUUAUGGUUCAAAGAUAUCCUCGUACUAGAUUGGCCAAAAUGCCUGCUGCACAUAGAUACAAUGUUUCAGGAAUUAUACCUAAAUCUACAGAUUAUAAUAAAGAAUCGACAAAAACAUCUACUAAUUUAAGUGAUGAUGACAAAAAUGAAUGUUUCAAUGAAAUAUUGACUACAAAAAGCUACAAAAUAGAAGAAGACGGAGACGAAAAAGAAAUAUCUAAAGAAGACCUUGAAUUAGGAUAUAUUUAUGGAAAAACAAUAGUUCCUGUUAAUAUUAUAGAUGAAGAAGAAAUGGUGUAUAAGGAAGAUACGGGAUUAACAAUAUUAGGAUUUAUAAAAAAUAAAUCAUUUCCUCGGUUUAUUGCUUUAGGAGAAGCAAAUAUAAUUGUUCCAGCCAAAGCAAAUUUAAAUGCAAAAAUUUCAUUAUCUUCUUUAGUACAUGCAAUGUUAAAAACUAAUACCUUAGCACUAGCAAGAAUUGUAACAAAAGCAAAUAAAUUUCCAGAAAUGAUUAUAAUGGCACCAUCUAUUGAAAAUAACUUUGAAUGUUUAAUAGAGCUUACUUUACCUUUUUUAGAAGACUGUAAAAAUUUCAAAUUUCCAUCUAUAAAAAAAGAUAAUAUAUUAUCUAAUAAAAAAGGUUCUUCUAUGAAAGAUAUAGACACUCUAAUGGAAAAAUAUGUCACAAAAAUGGAUUUAUCUAACAAAACACAAGAUAAUAAUAUCAAAAAAACAAGCCAGCUAAAAUCAAUGUGUAUAUAUAAUAUAGCAUUAUAUCGUCUUAAUCAAGCGAUUUCUUCAGCUGCUAUAUAUCCUGACUUAGAAUUGAAAAAUUUAUUACCAGACAUUAAACAAUUUAUGUACCCUUCUGAUGAUCUUUUAAAAAGGUGCGAAGAAGAAAUAAAAACUCUUUCGGAACUCUGUAAUAUUAAAGAAACCAUUCUAACAGUGCCAGAAUCAACUGUACCCUAA